UGGCCAAUGGACGGCGGAGGGCGGCACGCAGCAGGGGUGCGCUUCCUGCUGAACUCACAGCUAUUGAAGGAGCCAUGGAUGCAAGGGCCUGCGAAAUCGCCGAUAAUUGUAUUAAUUAUGGACGUGCAUUUUUGGACCGUGAACCGGAAGGUAUGGACCUGGCGGAUGUUCCACUUGACAAUGAUGGUCGUUUUGCCGCCAUGGAAGCAGAGCGUCGGAAGCGGACAAAGGAUCCCCGCUCCUCUAGACGCAACAAGGACAUGAUACGUGACCUCGAGGAUGACAUGAUUGCCCGCUCGCAUGCUCUUGCUCUCGAGGAAUUUGCCAAGAUGCGUGGAUUCAUGGAUCAAGAGCCGGAGGGAGUUCCACUGAAGGAGAUCCCACUUGACGUGGAUCCCGAGUUCCGUCAAGCGGAGGUGGCUCGCUACCGGAUGCGCAAGGACCCGCAUCACUCACCAGAGGAGGUGGCCAAGUUGGAAGAUGCGAUGAACGACCGCGCGCGCAGGCUAGCCAAGGCCAUUCUUGCGAAGAACCGUGGCUUCCUUGACCCUGAGCCGUGUGGCGUGCCCCUGGCGGAGUUGCCGCUUAACACGGAUGAGGAGUUCAACAAGCUUGCGGCGGAGCGCUACCGGCUGAAGCGAAGCAACAAAAAGGACAAUAAUCCCGAAGUGAAGGGGAUUGAGAAUGAAAUGAAUGAUCGUGUGCAUGCACUUGCAAGAGAGCACCUUCGAAAGGCACGGGCCUUCUUGAAUCCCGAGCCCGAAGGUGUGCCACUGGAAGAUGUACCACUUGGCCGUGAUCCCAAGUUUCUUGACAUGGAGCGUGGCCUCGCAAGGAUGCGCAAUGAUCCGAAUGCCUCCGCCGAAACGUUGAGUUCCCUCGAAGAAGAUUUGAACGUGCGUGCGCAUGAGGUUGCAAGGGAGUUUCUCAAAAAGGAAAGGGCCUAUCUCGACCCCGAGCCCCUCGGCGUCCUCGUGGAAGAUCUUCCUCUCAAUCACGACCCCAUUCUUAACGCCUUGGAGCGCAAGCGCCGUGAGCUCAAAAAGGACCCUAAACGAAAUGGGGAUUUUAUUCGUGGAUGUGAAGACGAUAUACAUGACCGUGUGAGGGCGAUUGCGAAGGAGUUUCUGGACAACGAGCGUCGGUUCCUUGAUCCAGAGCCCGAGGGCCUGCCGUUUUCCGAAUUGCCUGUGGAUACCGAUAGGCAGUUCCGUGACUUGGAAAACGAGCGACGAGCACUUCUAAAGCAACCUGCACUAAAUAAAGCGGCGAUUGAAGGGUUGGAGGAACGGAUGAAGACGCGUGUGAAUGAACUUGCGAAGGAUACUUUACGAAAGUGUCGUGCUUUCCUCGAUCCUGAACCCCUUGGUGUACCGCUUGACGAUUUGCCGCUGAAUACCGAUGAGAAAUUUCGUGAAAUGGAAUUUUGUCAUCGUGAAAUGAAGAAAAAACCAUUUGUGAAUGCAGUUUCUCUCGAAAAGCUUGAAGAUGAGAUGAAACAGCGGGCCAGAGAGUCGGCAGAAGAACUUCUUAAGAAGGAACGUGCUUUUAUUGACCAGGAGCCAGAGGGGUGCCUGUUGUCUGAAUUGCCACUUAACAAAGACAAGCACUUUCGUGAGAUGGAGAAGAAGUUGCGCGAACUAAAAAAGAACCCAAGAAAAAACCUGGAGGAAAUUAGGAAUCUUGAGUACGAUAUGAACGAUCGCGUACAUGAGUUGGCCCGUCGUCAGCUAUCUGAUGAUAAAAGCUAUCUGCCAGUUGAGAUUUACGGAGUUCCUGUCUUUGAUCUUCCAUUAAAUAAUGAUCCAGAGUUUCAUGAGUUGGAACGGCAACGUCACAACCUUAAGAAAGAUCCUAAGAAGAACGCAGGGGCUAUUCGAGAAACUGAGGAUGCACUAAACGAGCGGGCCCUUACGAUCGCCGAGGAGUUUGUGCGAAAAGAACGUGCGUAUCUUGAUCCAGAACCGGAGGGCGUACUGCUGGAUCGCGUUCCGCUUAACGCAGACAGAAAGUUUCGCGAGAUGGAACAAGAUCGACGAAGACUAAUGAAGGACCCAAACAAAAAGCUGGAAGUAAAAAACCUCGAAGAGAGACUUAAUAAACGUGCCCACGAACUUGCCAGGGAUUUGCUCGGCUGGCAAGACGAGGAAUUCCAUGAAUCGAAUAAGCAUAUGGCGGAGGAGUGGCCACGUAUCUGUGAGCUUUACCCAGAGGGUGUCCGUGAUCCGGUGGUGCCGGAGAAGUUAUCAUCCGGAGAUAUCUCCUCGGCCCCCAGAAACGCCAGUUUCUUGGCGCCUUUUAUUGCCGCCAUGAGUAGGCAUCCUCCACUUAUUGACCGUCUUUUCGAUUCAAAAGAGCAUCCUGUGAACGGCCCAUAUUCGUUUAUUUUUUAUGAUCCUAACAGCAACCCGGUGCGCGUCGAAAUUGACGACCGUGUUCCAGUGGACACAAACAUGGAACCGAAGUUUACACGAGUCCCGAAACGGUCAUGGUAUCCGCUAUUGCUGGAGAAGGCCUACGCGAAGUUUGUUGGUGGGUACUCCCGGCUUGAUCAGUGCACACCGCAUGAAACGUUGCGGGAUUUGACGGGUCGCCCGGUGCUUCACAUCCCUCUUGACGAUAAACUGGCGGAGGCUGCCAACACGGGCGAUUUUAGGUCGGUGAAAUUCUGGGGUGGCGUUGCGAAGGAUCUGGAGCGCGGUGAUCUCAUUACGUGCAUGUCUAACGUGGAUGCUGGGGACGGCAUCCAUCCGCUGUGCAGUUAUGCCCUCUUCGCGGUUAUUGAAACCGUGAAGGAGUCAAAUGAUCCCGCAGACAUUGUGAUAAAGCUGCACAACUGCUACUUUGAUGAGCCUUUUUAUAGUGGACCUCUCAACCGGAACGACGGAAGCUGGAAAAAAGAAUUGAGGGACGUUUGCGGCUCUGAUCCCUCAGAAGAGGAGUUUUUGUACCUGCCACAGCCUGUGUUUUUAAAUAAUUUCUCAAGCAUGCAGCGAUGCCACAUUAACUGCGGCGACCGCUUGAGUUCUUCAGGUGAAUGGAAUGAGUGUACGUCAGGAGGCAAUCCAAAGUUUACGACCUUCCGAAACAAUCCGAUUUAUUUGGUGGAGAACAAAUCCUCUCGUCCAGUGAGAAUUCUGGCUGAAUUACGUCACCAAACGCCGUCCUUUUCAGAUAGUGAUGGCUUGAACCACUACCACCAGACGGGAUUGGUGUUGAUGCAAUCUGUACAUGCCAAGAUGGCACCGACUCCGCUCAUCACAAGUAGCACACACCGGUUUAUUCAAAAGGGUAUGAUGCUGGACGCGAGGGAGGUAUGCUCGCAAAUGGACCUUCCACCCAGUACGACAUGUUAUCUUAUCCCGUACACCAUGAAGCGUGGCUGUCACGGUAAGUUCAAUAUUUCUGUUUAUCCCGGGAUGGCAAAGGUGACGUUGACACCGUUGCGAUACGCCGGCCUCAAGCGCGAACCAUUGAUGACAAACGUGGUGAUUCCCUGUGGAAAUGAUGAGGGUACACGUGUUGACUUCUUGUUGAAUGAUCCGUGUGAUGUUCAUGUACUGCUUCGCCAAAUUCAAAUAAGCGAUCCAGUGUCCGUGAAAAAUGGCGAUAUUGUUGCGGAAGAGGAGGUUAUGCUUCAGGUUUACAACGAAUAUGGUAUUAAUUUGGCGACCACAGCAAAUCCGAGCAGUGCCCGUGAACAGGCGCUUAUUUUUCGUGCGCCACAGCUUGGACGCUAUUCGCUCAGAAUGGUUUGCUCAAGCAAGUCUAAAUCUGAUACGUGUCCUUGUCUUCUUCUUAUUUGGGUGGCGAAGGAAAUUGAGAUUGAUUUUAUUCCUGUCCCACCUGAUUCGAAACCGCUUGGGCUGCAGGCACGCUUUCCAAUGAUUCCAAGGAGUGCUCCCAACGCUUUUCGCACGGGCAGUCGCGAGCGUGCCUAUAGCCGGGACCGUUCAGUGCGUCGCAGCGACUCCUUGCCGCCCAUCCAGGGUGCAGUCCGCGGAGGGCGUGGCAGCCAGGCGAGUUUCAUACCGCCGCGACGCCCAACUGGGGUCUAA
Molecule: messenger RNA, 4058 nt
Organism: Trypanosoma cruzi
Lineage: Eukaryota; Euglenozoa; Kinetoplastea; Trypanosomatida; Trypanosomatidae
Product: calpain-like cysteine peptidase, putative
Exons: 1
Biological process (GO): proteolysis
Cellular component (GO): cytoplasm
Molecular function (GO): calcium-dependent cysteine-type endopeptidase activity
Source: RefSeq, a predicted model, not a curated record